GUCGGGGGCCCGCCAUCGAAGUUAUUGAAGUUCGAAGAUAUCACGCUGCCAAAAUGUGGUGCUGGAUGUAUUGUCUCCUGAGCUGCAUCGCUUCCAUAUUGGGGUGGCUUUUUUUAAUCACCGUCGUGGCCAAUGUAGCUUUUGGACCUGCUCGUAUCCAAGCAUUCAGGGAUAUGAUCUUUGCCAUGAUGAUGAACUCCUCGAUAAAGGACGCUCAGAAGGUGCUCUUUGAAAGUACCAAGAAGGAGCUCUUCUCCAGCUUGAAAGAAGUGAAAUCGGCGGAUCCGGAGAUGCAAAAGAAGAAUGCGUUGAAUAUUCUAGAGGUGGGUGUCGGCACGGGCACCAACCUCGAGUACUACCCGGCCGGCUCGCGGCUGCUCAGCGUCGACCCGAACGCAGCGUUCGAAGCCUACUUCCGGCGCGAGUGUGAGCAGAAGGCGGCGCACCUGGACCCGGACAUCCGGUUUGUGGCGGAGCGCGGCGAGUCGAUGCCGUCGGUGGCCGACAGCUCGGUGGACGUAGUCGUCGUCACGGUCGUGCUCUGCAGCGUCGCGCACGUGGACCAGAUGCUGCGGGAGAUUCUCCGCGUCCUCGUGCCGGGUGGCAGGUUCUACUUCCUUGAGCACAUUGGAGACGAGCCGGGAACGUGGCGGCGUCGCUUUCAGAACGCGGUCUCCGACAGUGGUCUGUGGCCCAUGUUGUACGGCGGCUGCAUGGCCAACUGCGACCUGGAGGCGGAGCUGCUGGCAGGCGGCUUCAGCACUAUGGAGCACCACUCUGUGUUUCUGGUCGAGAACAAGAUGAAGCCGCGUUCCAAGCCUCAACCGGGCAUCGACCCCAUCAACCCGAUCCUGUAUGGGGUGGCCACCAAGUAACACGUGUGCUGCCGACCCAGGCCUGGCUGCCGCGCCUGACAGUCCAGAGCGCUGGCGCGAGGGAGUACGCCCGCGCACUGGGUGCAACUAAUGGCACUCUAUGACUGAGUGGAUUUCAUGCCCGGGCUUUCUACAGCUGUGAUUAGCAUUGAUGCAGGCUACCUAUUGUAAUGAGUAGGUUGUAGAGCAAUUAAAGUAGUGGUGAUGGUGUCUAAGGGGAGCGGUUUAUAAUAUGUUUAAGAGGAAUUCAUUUAGUUCAGUGUGUGUAGCUACUGGUGUGGCUACUGGGGCAACGAACGAGCCGUACUUAGGUGCUGAGCCUCUUCCACUCUUAGGGGUGAUAAUGAAGUUAGCCUCUUUUUUAGGUAAUGAGUUAACCGUCGUAUCUGAUAUUGAACACAGAUGACGUGAUUUUGUGCAUUUACACACCAGGAGGAAACAUUCUUAUGCCCAAG
Messenger RNA from Pollicipes pollicipes, 1330 nucleotides. Its product is annotated as methyltransferase-like protein 7A. The record is from RefSeq and is a predicted model, not a curated record. Bases 54 to 875 code for a protein of 273 amino acids. Lineage: Eukaryota; Metazoa; Arthropoda; Thecostraca; Pollicipedomorpha; Pollicipedidae. The transcript has 5 exons. Gene Ontology annotation, molecular function: S-adenosylmethionine-dependent methyltransferase activity.